Molecule: messenger RNA, 1751 nt
Organism: Oryza sativa Japonica Group (Japanese rice)
Lineage: Eukaryota; Viridiplantae; Streptophyta; Magnoliopsida; Poales; Poaceae
Product: 1-(5-phosphoribosyl)-5-[(5-phosphoribosylamino)methylideneamino] imidazole-4-carboxamide isomerase, chloroplastic
Biological process (GO): L-tryptophan biosynthetic process; L-histidine biosynthetic process
Cellular component (GO): cytoplasm
Molecular function (GO): 1-(5-phosphoribosyl)-5-[(5-phosphoribosylamino)methylideneamino]imidazole-4-carboxamide isomerase activity
Source: RefSeq, a predicted model, not a curated record
UUCGAGCCGUCGGAUCAACGCCCCUGUGCAUAUCCUGGCCGUCCAAUAAAUCUCUUUACCUAGUUCGGCUUGGGCCUCGCACCGACUCCGACUCCGACCCCGACUCCGACUCGCCGCCGCCCUUGCGCCGCCUCCGCGGAGCCCUCCCCUCCCCGCCGGCGGCGGCUGCGAAGGUGCGGCACCGACUGGAUUGGAUGGCAUCGAGGGUUCCGUCUCCACCGUGCGCGGCGGCGCGGUCCGGUUGGGCUGUCCCGAUGGUCUCCGUCCGGCCGGCGAGAUCCGGCGUGGCGAGAGGACGUGCUGUGGUGUGCGCCGUUAUCUUCAGGCCGUGUAUCGAUAUUCAUAAGGGGAAAGUUAAACAGAUUGUUGGCUCUACUCUUCGGGAUUCAUCAAACGAUGGCACGGCACUUGUUACAAAUUUUGAAUCAGACAAACCUCCAGCAGAAUUUGCAAAUAUAUAUAAAGAGGAUGAACUUAUUGGUGGACAUGUAAUCAUGCUUGGUGCAGAUCCUGCUAGUCAAGCUGCUGCCAUGGAAGCACUACAUGCAUAUCCUGGUGGUUUGCAAGUUGGAGGUGGAAUAAAUUUGGAGAAUGCGAUAUCUUACCUUAAUGAAGGUGCCAGUCACGUGAUUGUUACUUCUUAUGUGUUUAGUGAAGGCAAAAUGAACAUUGAACGGCUGAAGCAACUUGUCGAUCUGGUUGGGAAACAUAGGCUUGUUUUGGACCUUAGUUGUAGAAAAAAGGAUGGAAGAUAUGCCAUCGUGACUGACAGAUGGCAGAAAUUCAGUGAUGUCUUUGUGGAUGAGCCAACAUUAAAACAUCUUGCUGCCUAUGCAGAUGAAUUUUUGGUUCAUGGUGUUGAUGUGGAGGGGAAAAGGUUAGGAAUUGAUGAAGAACUUGUCGAACUAUUGGGACGUUAUUCACCUAUACCUGUAACUUAUGCUGGGGGUGUGUCUACAAUGGAUGACCUAGAGAGGAUAAAAAGAGCAGGCAACAGUCGAGUUGAUGUUACGGUUGGGAGUGCCCUUGAUAUAUUCGGAGGAGAUUUGCCCUACAAGGACGUCGUUCUUUGGCACAAGGAACAAAAUAUGGUUAGCCAACCAUGAUAUAUCAGAGGUAUAAUGCUUAACCUGUUCCAUCAGCUCGAUUGUUAUGCACAGACCUCCAGGGUCUAGAAGUAAUGCUAAUGCAUUUUCUCAAGUGUUGUACUGCGAAUAAUUCGAUGGGUCUUCUGUGGUAUAAGUUCAAGCUGAAGGGUUCGAUUUUGUUCGGAUCUGGAACUAGGCUUUACAUUGAGGACUGGCCGAGCUGUUUAUCAAGCGACUGCACUAUAUGUUUUUGAGAUUAAAACACUGUUAACAUGAUAUGUAAGCACAUCUACUGAGUUAGCCCGUCUGAUGGUGAAACAUAAUGGGGGCCUCCACUAGUCCACAGCUCAUUAAUCAUACUCAACAUUUGGCGUACCAAGCUGCAGUGGUUACAGUGUGUUUUCUUUGGAAGUGGGCCGAGGGAUUUAUGCCCCACUUAAAAUGUGGUCAUUUCCCCAAUUUCCUGCAGGUCAUGUGAAAUCCCUACUGCAGUACUCCUAUGUGUGCCAAGCAUGCCAAUGUGGCCAUGUGGCCUGUGGGUCUAUUGGCGACGUUUGGCUGUGGAGUACUGCUCAGUAAUGGAUUAAGUAAAACAUCUCAAAGCACCAUUUGCAACUUCUCAGCAGUUCAUAAUGCAAGAGCUGAUUUGUUUGGAACUAUUAA